AAAACGCGCGGCAUCAUGAUCGAUAUACUGUCUAUGCCGCGCCGCAACAAUGUGUCGGGCAAUGCGGCACUUCUCAAGAUGAUCAGCAAUAAGACUGGUCUUCCGAUUAACAGUCUGCCGGGAUGGGAGCUAAUUCCUCUCAACUCUAAGCUACCGAUGCUUAAGUGUCCCGGUAAUCAAGUGAUAUUUUCCAAAAACAAAAUUGGGCAAUCGUUCAAAAGCGCCAAACAGGAGUUUGAUGCAUCGGUGACUGGGGCGGCUAUUCCUGAAUACAAUCCAUUGCAUGAUGCGAAUCUGAGGACCUUCUACUCCAACGAACGUAAUCUGAAGCGUUUGAGAGAGAACGGCGAGAUCACCCAAACGAAUGAUGUGAUUUGCAAUCUGAAGGACUUCAACCAUCAUCGCCAGGAGCUGCACAAGUCCCAGCUGUACUAUGUUCUGCAAGCCUACAAGCGUCGCGAGGCAGAGCAACAUGAUCGCCUGCUGAUAGCAAAUGCCGAGGCGAUCACCAAGCGCGAUCACCUCAAUCUGGCGGGCCGUCAUCAGUGCUACGAGGAGGUUGUGGCCAGGAAGAUGCGCCUGGACAUGGAGAAGCACGAGCGCAUGGUGCAUCUGUCCAACCUUACGAUGGAGAAGAUGAAACGAUUGGAGAACCUGACCUCUAUGCAGACAAUGCUAUUGGAGCAUCGCAAGUUGCUGACAAAUAUGAGGGUGCAGGCUCACAUCAGCCUAUGCCACGAUCUGCAGAGGAAGUACCUCAUCAGGCAGAAGAAACUGUUCCAAUUCAAGAAGGAUCGCUUUAACAAGAACAUGCGUCUGCUGCAGAAGCAGCGAAUGAUGAAGAACAACGAGGGACAGAUACAGUCUUGGCAGAAGCGUCUGGACGAGCGUAUUGCCAAUCAGCAACGCCUCCACUUUCUGCUCAUGGAAGUUGAGUUAGAACGUGGGAUGUUCAUUGAGCGGCACAAGGCCAAAUACGAGUUGAAAUGGAAGCAUAUCCAGGAUCAGAUCAGGGAGCGCACCCGCCAGACGAUGCUGAAGCGUCAGCCAAAGCGCCGCAAGCGCAAGAAGCCCAAGCGCGAGAAGCCAUCGUUCUGUGAGGAGUACCAGACAACCUUUGAUGGUCUGUUGGACAGCGAACUCUGCUAUGCCCUCAAUGCGGCCAUUGCCAUGGAGGGUCAUUCGCCGCUGACCUUUGCCCCAGACGAUCCCAUCUACAAGGCGGCCCAGUACAUACUCAACCAUAUACUGAAGGGCUUCAUUGAAGAUCUCAGCGACGAUGAGUGCGCGCUAAAAGUAUUAGUUUCACGCAUUCGCGAAUUCCUCUGCGAUGCCAAGAAAUAUGUGAACUAUAAAGCUUUGCAAAUCAUUAACUUUGCCAGGGAUCAUCACAAUGCCAUAGACUUUGGGUCAGCGGCGGCAAAGUCCGGCACUCCGCAAAGGAAUCCCCGUGCAUCGCACGUUUCCUUCUGCGGUGUGGCCAGCACCAUUGGCGUGGGCAGCUACGAGAUUCAUCCGUUCGUGGAUGUACGUCCUUGUUCGGAGCGUCGGCCCACGCCGGCUGGAUCCCUGGCCUCGCUGGUGGUCAGCCAGAUUGGCGAGCAGAUGAUCCAGGACAAGGUCCGUUUGCCGCACAUGAAUCGCAACGAGAUUGUCUUCAUCGAACACUAUCUGGUGAAGUUUAAGCGCGAGCUGCUGGUCGGCCUGGACAAGACGGUCUUUGCGGCCAUUCAGUGUCACUUUGAGAACCGAACGAUGGAUGUAAGGGAGGAGUUGCUCGAGCUGGAUCGCGACUAUCUGUACGAACAAAUAGCCCGCGGCAUUCUCAGCCAUGCCGCCAAUCCACUCAACUACCUGUCGAUAAUCAAGCUGGCCGUUAGCGUCAUGGCCAGUGAGGUCAUCUGGGAUCUGCAGCAGACCAUGCUCAAGCCAGGCCUAGAUCCCCGUGGCCUCAACCAUCCUUGCGGCUGCGGCACAGAGCGGGAGCGUGAGCAAUUCGCCCUUUGCACGACGUAGAAGUGCACCUCCAUAGUGCCACCGCCAUAGUUCUAUGUUUUUGGUAAAACUAAUCUUCAUAAAUUGUCUGUUUUGUUGAUAUUGAAAGACUUACUACACGAACCGCUUACCGCGUGAAACGGCAGAGACGAAGGGUACAGUACACCAUAUUCUUAUGUAUUGGUCAAUUCGGUAUGUCUUGUUUAAAUUUUAUGUGAUAUAUUAUAUGAAACACUCACCUUA
Messenger RNA from Drosophila persimilis, 2238 nucleotides. RefSeq lists its product as uncharacterized. Bases 16 to 2016 code for a protein of 666 amino acids. NCBI's taxonomy places the organism in Eukaryota, Metazoa, Arthropoda, Insecta, Diptera, Drosophilidae. The record is from RefSeq and is a predicted model, not a curated record. The transcript has 3 exons.